AUGGAUAACAUGGCAUCACUGUCGAGCGGGCUGCCACGACGGGCGACGACGCAGCAGGAGCUCCAGGAUCUGGACACGAACCUGAUUUCCGAGUUCAAGACAGCAGCUUCGGCUGUGACGAAACUUUUUAAACUGGCAGGAGCAAAGACAGAGCUGUCGCGCCGUCAGGGAUACGUCGAUGCUUUACAGGAUUUGCUGACUGCUCUGGAGGAGGACCCGUCUUUGAACCCCCAGUCAUGGGCCCUGGAUAGACUGGUCAGUUUGUGUCCGGACGGAUCUGAGGAUCCGGUUUUGAAUACAACGGGAAAACGAUUCCAGUCGGCCAGUCCCGUGCCAGAUCAGUCACAAUUGGGACAGUCUGGACUGGGUUUGCCGUCUCAGACAGCCAAGUCGCACGUCGAGGGGCACGAGCAUCUCCAACAUCAACUCCAGCAUCAGCAUCAACAACAGCAUCAAACUCUACUUCAGCAUCAACAACAACUUCAACAGCAUCAGAAUCAGCAUCAGCAUCAGCAUCAACAGCAUCGGAAUCAGCAUCCGAAUCAGCAUCAACUUCAACAUCAGAAUCAAGCAUUAGAGAAUACUGUACCUGUCAGUACCACUACAGGAGGACCAGGAGCUGAUUUCGCCAACAUCAGUCCCAGAAAACUACGAGCUCGUACUCAACGAACUCAAAUCUCCUCUGUUGGAAUGACUGAUCCAUCUGCUGCUGUUUCUGGUACUACGACUGCUGCUACAACUACUGCUGCCACUGCUGCUCAUACUGCUACUCAGAAUGGCUCUACUGGCCCUAUAACCACCAGCAUCACUCGUAGCGGUCCCAACAAUCUCAGUAUUAGCACUGGCAUCACAACUACUACAACUCCUACUACAACUUCUGCUACUGCCGGAACCACAACUGUUUCAUCUGGUGAUGCUACCGACCAGAUCAGAUCGCCCACUGGUAUCACUGCACCGAGCCCACCAGCGCCAUUAAACGGCAUGUUCAGUUUCCGGACCGACCAAAUGUUGCCGUCGACACCGCCAGAACUGUCCGACCGGUUCGAGUUCGACUUUUCCCACCCCACCAUUACCACCACCGACGAAGACCACGGCGUCGGCGACAAACGGCGGUUUACCGGCACCCACCUCCGGCUCGACACGGACCAUCUCAAACGAGUCCGCCGCGACUACUGA
Sugiyamaella lignohabitans is the source of this 1176-nucleotide messenger RNA. RefSeq lists its product as uncharacterized. The transcript has a single exon. The record is from RefSeq and is a predicted model, not a curated record. Lineage: Eukaryota; Fungi; Ascomycota; Dipodascomycetes; Dipodascales; Trichomonascaceae. Bases 1 to 1176 code for a protein of 391 amino acids.